AUGACCCUUACAGAGCAACAGAUCAGCCUCAUCUCCAAGAACCCGCUUAAUGAUACGUUAGACCGUUCCCAGGUCAAGCUAAGCGGUUGCGACGAAACCGACCAAGCAUUGCGGGAUGAGAUCGCCAGUCUUCUGUCAGCUUUGGUGGGUUCUACCGCGGCGUUUAACCCCUGCUCCAGAUGGAAGCGGCGAUUUGGCGGUGAAGCUCUUUUCUGUACAACGACUCGUUCGAGGAGGUGGGUGAAGCUCGACCAUUUCCGUCCUCUUAUUCGCUCUGUUGUCAACAAUGCUCCUGAUGUCGUCAUUUGGGAUGCCGUCUUCGGUCUCAUCGACACCCUCAGCGCCCUCACUUCCCCUCCGUCCAGCAUCGUCCCAACCUACAAGGGAACACCUGUCAAGACCAGCUCGAGCAGACUUGCCGAUGGCGAAACGCGCGACAUUGUCGAAAGGGAGCUCUUCUUCGAGAUAAAAGACUGCACCUUUCGCAAUGUGGGAGGAUUCUGCGACAAGUUCUUCGACUCCAAGAGCUGGCGCAAAGAACAGAAAGUAAUGCUGAAGAGGAUGAUGGUGGCGCACGACGGAAAGAAAUGGACGGACUUCCCGUCCACCUCCGAUGAAAAAGCGGUCUGGACAUGGCUCCGUGCGCUUGAAGAACGCUUCUUGACUGAUGCACCCCACAAGUUAUACACCACCCGAACCGCCAACCAGUUCAAGGAACGGAAGGGCCAGAUGGAUCUCUUCUUUCAGAAGCCAGCCAGGAAAGCCAACAGCACAUUUACCUACAAGGACGUUCUCGUUGUUGGAGAGCAAAAGAAAUCGGAGGACAAGUUCAAGGCGACUCUCCUCCAGCUCACGCGGCUGGAGGGGCUGAUAGUCAGGCAGCGCGCUAUCGUGUGUCGCGGGACUACUUGCUACCGCACCCGAAACGGGCAUGUUGCUAAGUUCUCCUGGGCAUCGGAUAAGCGGAAACCUGAGGUGGACCAUCUCAAACAUGCGGAAGGGACUGGAGUUUCCAAACCUCACGGGUUCCGGGAUGAAGAUGUCCACUUCAGAGAUCUACCAUCGGCCGUAGGAAGCACGGGCACAGCAAGUCACAAGCGCAAAUCAUCCUCUGACAACACGAUCUAUUCUUGCCUCGUCGUCUCACCAGCCGGCCGUGUCAUCAGCGACUUCAAAUCGAUCAGGGAACUGCUGGAGUCGCUCCGAGACGCUAUCAGGGCACACCAGUCUCUCUACGUCACUGGCAACAUUCUCCACCGCGACAUCUCGUCAAACAACGUUAUCAUCGCAGACGCAAAGAAGCCAGGGACUUCAAAGGAAUGCUCAUCGACCUUGACCUGGCCAAAAGAAGCCGCCUGA
Messenger RNA from Hirsutella rhossiliensis, 1359 nucleotides. RefSeq lists its product as uncharacterized. Lineage: Eukaryota; Fungi; Ascomycota; Sordariomycetes; Hypocreales; Ophiocordycipitaceae. Gene Ontology annotation, biological process: protein phosphorylation. The coding region runs from base 1 to 1359 and encodes 452 amino acids. The transcript is spliced from 5 exons. Gene Ontology annotation, molecular function: protein kinase activity. The record is from RefSeq and is a predicted model, not a curated record.